CGGAACACAGGGAAAGUGCACACUACGACCCUCGGAUGGGCGACGAAGGGUCCGACGAGGAGAUAGAGGUAAUCCCUCCCACUCCGCCGCAGCAGACGCAAAAGCAUGUCACGCUGGACACACACCCGACUUUUGACGAUGGCGAGCCACGGAGGUAUCCCAGCAGCUCUUCACUCAGGGCGGAGCCUAGCAGCUCUUCACUCAGGGUGAAGCCUAGCAGCUCGACACUCGGGGUGAAACCGAGCAGCUCGACACUCAAGUUUCAGCCCGGCAGCCCGACACUUGGGGCGAAGCCCAGCAGCUCGACGCUCGGGGUGAAGCAUAGUAGCUCGACACUCGGGGCGAAGCAUAGCAGCUCGACACUCAGGUUUCAUCCUAGCACCUCGACACUCAGGGAGAAGCCUAGCACCUCGACACUCAGGGACAAGGAGAUCGAAGGCGAGCGUGAAAGGACCCCUCGACUUUCAGCUGCUCAAUGGGUACUACAUAUGCUCGCCAUCGACCUGAAAUGGAUUCCUGCCAACCUCUCGUGGCCGAAGAUGAAGCCCGUGAUCAGGACUGCUCUCGUAGCAUGGAUCUCAGUGUUGUUUUUCACCAUCCCAAGACUCGAGGUCAUGUUGGGUCAGGGUAGUUUCCUCAUUCUAAUCGCUGCGUUCCUUCAACCUCCCGCCGGUCCGUUCAUACAGGUCCUCGAGGCUGAAAUCACGCUUCUACUAUUUGUGACCCUGGCAUGGGCAUGGAGUUGUCUGGGUCUGUUCUUAGCAAAUCUAUCCCGCAAUCACGUCGACUACAAUGCACCGACUGCUCAAAUUCUAACGGGGCAAUUCGUUGAAGCUGGUCCCGUUAUCAUAACAGCCAUCUUUCUGUUCAUUGGAAGCGCAUUCUUCUCGUAUCUCAAAGCCAAACUCGGUCCCGGCCUCUUUUUCAUUCCGACUAUGCUGAGCUGCAUCUGUUUAGACAUUUGCUUGUCGACAUCCGCUCUUUUCCCAUAUCCAUUCUACAAAAUCGGAAAAGCAGUCGUGAUCCCUAUUGGCUUCCACGCCGCUCUCUCGAUCCUCUCUGCCGUCACCAUCUUCCCUCAGACCAUUACAUGCCAGUACACAGCGGCCAUUGGUCGUAUUUUCGACCCUUUGGACCAAUUCCUCGCGAAACACCGGCUGAUUCUCAAGAUGGAUCCGUCGUCCCAAGAGUUUGCGACGGGUGUGAAGGAGCUCCAGGGCUUGGUGGGCAAGUCGGAAGGCAGCGUGGCGCCGACUGCUAUCUGGCUGCGUCUCAUGCCCCGUGACAUUAUCUGGGGACGCUUCUCUCCUGCCGAUAUAUCCUCUCUUCAAUGGUCUAUUCGACGGCUUGUGACCCGCGCGGAGGGUAUGAACAUUUACUUCACCCUUAUUGACCCGACGAGAGAAAGGUUCCCGAUUACGCCCGCACCCACCCAGCCAAGCUCGCCGGCCUUCACUCGAUCGAACACACCCGCAGUAUCACGCAACAGCUCACCCGUCCGCGGGCGGCGGGACCGCUCCGUAGAAGUGACCGAUCAGACUCCGACAGCGGACUCGUCGGACUCCGUGCGCCACCGCAAACACGGUGGCAUAUCGUUGCAUCGGGCGAUAGCGCGGCACCAGUCGCGGUCGCGCAACCAUCACCCGCGCCGGCAUCAUACCAGCGGUUAUCACGACCAUCGUCUCCACCUCUCUCUGCUCGAAUUGGCGCACGCUCUCUCGUCGCCGCCGGACGCGGAGAGCGUCGUCGGUGUGUUCGAGAGCCAACGUUACAUCGCGCUUGAGGCGGCGCGCCUCUCGCACCCUCAGUCGCCCAAGCUGACGGCAGAGUUCACGGAGCUCUUGAGCGAGGCGUGCGACGGCCUCCUCGGUGCGUCCAAGGAUGGCCUGGCCGCUGCCAAGGAGUGGGUCACGGGCGUGCGCAAGGUGGAUUGGUGCAGAAAGCACAAGGUAGAGCAAAUUCGUCGGGAGAGGAGACAGAAGCUCGAAGAGGACAGGAGUCAGCUGCGUCAGGCCAUCGAGGCUUUCAGAAAAUACUCGCGGCUUCGAGUUCUCGAUCCGUACCGCUGUGCAUUUGAUCCCAGUCUUAUCAGAGCUGGCAGGGGUGGAGCGGAUGAUGCACCACCGCACAAGUAUCUGUUCGCUUGCUAUAUGUAUGAGUAUCACAUCCUGCAAUUCGCAACACUGGUCGAGGGACUGCUGAACGAGAUUAUCGAGCUGGAGGAUCAGCGUCAGGAGCCCCGGCUGUGGUAUCCGAAAAUUUUCAGCACCCUUUGGUUCCUCUCUCCUACGGUCAGCAACCCACCCGAUUUGGACGGCGAUGAUGACGAGGACCCCGAUGUCGUGCAGUACAUGGAGCAAGAGCCUGACAUGGACCUCGGGAUGACCGGGCGCAGAGACCCAGAUGCACUUCCGCCGUCGAACACCUUCGAGACCGUAAUGUAUGGGUUGCAUAGGCUCGUCGUAGGUUUCGGAAACGGAAAUGCAGUAUUCGCGAUCAAGGCCGGAUUGCUCACUGUUCUGUUGAGCUUACCCUAUCGAAUCAAGGGCUCGGCGCACUUCGCGUACAGGGAACAUCUCGUGUGGGGAAUCUUUAUGGGUCAGCUCACAAUUUCGCGGUUCCGGGGCGAUACGACCUUUGCUCUCGUGGCCCGUUUGAUCUCAACCUUCCUCGGCGGUGUGGUUGGUGCAGCCAUGUGGUAUAUCUCCACGGGAAGAGGCCACGGCAAUAUCUAUGGUCUUGCAGCAGUCACUGGCGUUUGUUUCCCCUUCUUCUUCUUUGGUCGGCUCUACUGGCCUGGACCACCUAUGUUUAACCUCAUCUUCUUCAUCACGACCUUCCUGGUUAUUGGCUUCUCGUGGCAAGACACUCACUUCCCGGCGGGGUUCAUCUACUAUGGGAUUAACGUGGCCUGGCGCCGCUUUGUAUUGGUCACAGCAGGCGUCUUCGCAGCUUUCCUCGCAUCACUACUUCCACCGUCGACGACCCUGCGCGCGUACCAGCGUCGGAUGAUGGCAACAACUGUAGCGGAAAUUGGUAGCGUGUACUGCGCAGUUGUGUCCUUCGCGAACACGCAGGGCUCGUCCGAAGUCGACAAAGGCGCCGUCAUCCAAAGCCUCAUUGCGAUCCGCCUCAAACUCAAGCGAUCGCUCGCUCUCCGCACAAACAUCAUUUACGAGUUCUCGCUCCGCGGCAAAUGGCCUGCAGAGAGAUAUCAGAAGGUUCUCGAGCUCCAGCUACAAACUUCAUACUUGCUCUCGCACUUGAUGUCUGUAUGCGAGCUGCUCGAGCCCGCCUGGCGUCGUGCAUUCCUGCGGCGCACGCGUCUGCUCGACGCAGACUUCCAGGGAGAUGUGCUUGCGGUAAUUAGCAUGAUCUCGACCGCGCUCAAAACGGGGCAACCUCUGCCGCAGAUUACACCAUGCCCGCUGCUGGACCGCUACAUGGAGAACUCGCAUGGGCUGAAUGUCAUCCGCGGAGAGGCGGACGACGACUACGGUUUGCCUCGGACGAUGACGAUCGAUACGCUUGCCAACGAGCAGUACUUGUGCUUCUCCGUUGGCUGCACGACCGCGUUCGGCAUCGUCUUGCGCCUUGACCGCCUCAUGCUCGCCACGAAAGAGCUCGUCGGCGAGCAAUACCACAUCCACGGUGUCGGCAUUCCGCUCCGCCGCGAGUACACGAACGCAAGCUCCAUGCAACGGCCCGCAAAGGACGUCUAGCCUCCCCUUCGAUCAUGGGCCGCCCCCAUCUCACUCGCACGUUCGUUUUGGGUUGCUCUUAUGUACCAGUUUCCCUUGAGAUAAGUUGGAUCUGUACUCGUCGUCACCAUCAUUUCUCCUCGCCAGACGCUUGUAUGUAUCUUACUUCACGACCAUUGUAAUACCCGCACCUCAAUCUGCAGUGUAUUCGCACACUUGCCCAUAGACUUAGAUACAUUGUGGACAUAUGUCUACAGGCUAAUAGGAA
This is a messenger RNA of Phanerochaete carnosa HHB-10118-sp, 3969 nucleotides long. RefSeq lists its product as uncharacterized. The record is from RefSeq and is a predicted model, not a curated record. The coding region runs from base 489 to 3722 and encodes 1077 amino acids. NCBI's taxonomy places the organism in Eukaryota, Fungi, Basidiomycota, Agaricomycetes, Polyporales, Phanerochaetaceae. The transcript has 18 exons.